This is a messenger RNA of Zerene cesonia (dogface butterfly), 1891 nucleotides long. RefSeq names its product F-box/LRR-repeat protein 2 (gene FipoQ). Gene Ontology annotation, cellular component: SCF ubiquitin ligase complex. The transcript has 12 exons. The coding region runs from base 353 to 1873 and encodes 506 amino acids. Lineage: Eukaryota; Metazoa; Arthropoda; Insecta; Lepidoptera; Pieridae. Gene Ontology annotation, molecular function: protein binding. The record is from RefSeq and is a predicted model, not a curated record. Gene Ontology annotation, biological process: SCF-dependent proteasomal ubiquitin-dependent protein catabolic process; positive regulation of protein ubiquitination.
AGUUAAAGCGAAAUGCCGCACUUAUUUUGGCCUGCCAAUUUAUAUAUCACAGUACUCCGCUAUACAACGUACCUAUCGGCUACAAAUUAAAAGCAGUGUUAAACUGAACAAGUUCGCGCCAAAAUGUGCGUUUGAAUUUUGUGUCAAAAUUCCCCGCGUCACAUCGCGACAUUGUGUUUUGCCGGAUUUGGACUGUUGCCUUAACGAUGGAUUCCUGGGGCAUUUUAAAUGUGGAUUCUGUGGCCAUCAUAUCCCGUGAUGAUACGCAAGCUAGCUUUCGCAGGAAACAAGCUGUGGACUAACUGCUAACUAACAAAUGCUUUACCACGUCCUUACCUGACACGCGUUGAAGAUGCAGGACCAAGAUAUUAUUGUGCGACCUGUAAGGCCCGUAGCGCCCUUACGGAGGAAAAAGAGCCAAACGAUAGAAAAGCUACCAGACAAGGUGUUAUUGAACAUAUUCUCAUACCUGACGCACCGGGAGAUAUGUCGCAUGGCAACGGUGUGCAAGCGCUGGCGGAUGGUCGCAUACGACACGAAGCUGUGGACUCACGUGAGCUUGCGACCUGAGAUAUCUGGAUUGCACGUAGGAUCAUUGGAAUCCCUGCUGGCGCUAAUAUCCAUCAGGUUUGGACCAUCACUUCGCUACAUUGAACUACCUAUAGAGCUGAUCACUCACACGGUGCUCCACGAGCUAGCAGCAAAAUGUCCUAAUUUAACGCAUAUGCUAUUGGACUUCAGUACAGCCAUGCAACUGCAUGACUUCUCCGAGAUGCAGGCGUUCCCCACAAAAUUGAGAUAUCUCUGCAUCUGUCUCUCUGAGGUCAUCUUCAUGGAAGGUUUCAUGAGAAAAAUCUAUAAUUUCAUCAAUGGCUUGGAAAUUCUUCACUUAAUUGGCACAUACGAGAAGGUAGAAGAAGAAGAAGAAGAGAUAUACGAAGUCAUAAACGUGCACAAGUUGAAGUCUGCGACGCCGAACUUGCGCGUCAUCAACUUGUUUGGUAUAAACUUUGUGGACGACUCACAUAUCGACGCGUUCAGUUCUAAUUGUAUUCAGCUGGAAUGCCUUGCUGUGAACUACUGCAACAAGGUGACUGGUUCCACCAUGAAAACCCUGUUCCAGCGUUCGCGUAGACUCACUUGCCUUCUUAUGAAUGGAUGUAGUCUCCAGUCAGAGUACGUGAUGCAAGUGGAAUGGGAGAAGUCUUCCAUCCAAGAGCUGGAUGUGACCGCCACAGACCUCUCGACAGAAUGUCUUAUUGACAUGCUGAGCAGGAUUCAGAACUUGAGGUUCCUUAGCGCCGGACAGAUUAAUGGCUUUAAUGAUACUGUGCUGAAGGCCUGGCUAGAAGCCGGUACUACUAGGAGCCUGGUGGCGCUGGACGUGGACGCGUCGGACAACCUGUCGGACGAGGCGCUGCACCGCUUCGUGUGCCGCGCCGGGCCGCAGCUCGCCGGCCUCGCGCUCAGCGGCAUGCCGCACAUCACCGACCAGCUCUGGCAGAGCGUGCUGCACCUGCUCACCAACGCCAAGAUUCUGAUAAUGGGUACUCAAGAAAGAUUAGGCGUUAAUAUUCACGUGGACCAGCUAAUGGACGGUAUAGCAAACAGUUGUCCCAAUUUAGAACGAUUGGAACUGCGCUGGGACCCUGAGAACUUGCGUUUCAGCGAUAAGAGCCAAAAGGCUAUUGACAUCCUGCGAGUUAAGUGCCUCAAACUGAAGUGCCUCGUUCUGAGUGACGGUCGCUACUACGAGAUCGUGAAGGCGAACUUCGAGCGCGCGGACCGCACGACCGUCGUGCGCACGUCCACCAACUGCCGCGUCUCCAACUACUACCUCUUGUCCAAUUAUAAGGAUCUUAUAUUUAACUAAUAAAUCUAUUUAUUGCGA